AUGACUGUGCCACGAGACAUUCAACACACUGAAGCUCCAGCUCCAGGUGGUGCUUCAAGUCAACCAUCCAAACAACCUCAAAGCCACCACAACGUUUUGGUCAAAUUCGUCGACAACAUCGCUACAAAUGAACCUGAGAGGCCGUUUGUAUUCAUCCCCUCCGGCGACAAGGCUCAAGAUGGUUGGAAGCCCGUUACCUAUGCUCAACUUAACAACGCCAUCAAUUACAUGGCACACUCGCUUUCAAAAACCAUCACGAGAUCACCAGACGAUGACGAGUUUCCUACCAUUGCCUACAUCGGAUCCAACGAUACGCGAUACACAAUAAUGCUUUUUGCGUGCAUUAAAGCCGGAUUCAAAGCCCUCUUCAUUUCACCUCGCAACACACCCAUGGUGCAGCUCUCGCUCUUUGAAGCCACACGUUGUAAUGCUUUGUACUACACCGAGUCAAUGAGUGCGGCAAUCACGCCAUGUCUUGAUCAGCGCAGUAUGCAAAGUUUCACUAUCGACAGUCUUGACCAUUUCCUCAACGUGGAGUCUCCACCAUUCCCUUACAACAGAUCGAUUGACCAAUCUCGCUUUGAUCCCCUUGUUGUUCUACACACUAGUGGUUCAACAGGAAUCCCCAAGCCAAUCGUUGUGAAACAGGGGUCAUUCUAUGUCUUCGAGAGCAUGAUACACCAAGGACCAUACCAAGGGUGCGAAUACGCUCUGGCGAGUUGGGGAGAGGGCGUCAAGGUUUUUGUCUCGAUGCCAAUGUUCCAUGCCGCUGGUGUUUUCGGGACAUUAUCAGGCAUGGUUACUGGCUCUACCGCAGUCAUGCCACUUCCAAAUAAGCCCUUGAGUGUUGACUCAGUGCUGGAGUGUCUCGAGUAUACUGGUGCUCAGGCACUUAUGCUUCCUCCAUCAAUCGUGGAAGGCAUCGCGGCUACUGACGAGGGCGUUCAGGCGCUGGUCAAACUUCAUGAAUUGAAGUUUGCUGGAGGAGCCCUAUCUCCAGCAGUUGGAAACAUGUUGGUAGAAAAGGGUGUUGCGUUGGGCAGCCUUAUUUCAUCGACAGAGUUCUUUCCCUACGCACUUUAUUCCUCGCCUGACCCUAAGCUUUGGCAAUAUUUCGUCUUCGACAGCGAAAUGAUGGGUAUUGACUGGCGACCAUGCGGCGAAAACCUGUACGAGUUUGUCGUCUGCCGCAAAGACCCUUCUGACCCAGGCAACCAAGCCGUCUUCUACGUAUUCCCAGAACUCUCAGAGUGGUCUACGAAGGAUAUCUACCAGCCUCACCCUACACUGAAGGAUCACUGGCUCCACAUGGGUCGUGCGGAUGAUAUUAUCGUCUUCUCCAACGGCGAGAAGUUGAACCCCGUUUCUAUUGAAUCUGCCAUCUCUGGUCAUCCUCUCGUCAAGGGAGCCCUUGUUGUUGGUCAGAGUAAGUUCCAGGCUGCUCUGAUUAUUGAGCCUGUGGAAGCACACGCUCCCAAGGGCGAGGCCGAAACAGAAGCAUUCAUCGACCAGGUCUGGCCUGCUAUUGAACAGGCCAAUUCGGAGACGGUGGCUCAUGGUCGAAUCACCAGGAAUCUUGUUGCUGUCGCCGAUCCGUCAUUGCCCUUCGCCCGCGCCGGGAAGGAAACAGUCCAAAGAGGGGCUACCGUCAAGUUGUACAAAGACUUCAUCGAGGAUUUGUACGAGAAGGCUGAGAUGAAUGAACCUGAAGACGAAUCAGUUGCUCUCAACUUUGAGAGUGAAGCAGGGCUUGCCCAGUCUAUCAUCUCGGUAUUCCAGACCAAGCUUGGAGUUAGCAACCUCGAGCCUGACACAGACUUCUUCUCUGCUGGAGUUGACUCUUUGCAGGUCAUGACUGCUACCAAGGUUCUCAAGUCCGCUCUUCGGUCAGCGAAGGUGGAGACGUCAACGUUUACGUCACAAGUAGUCUACCGAUAUCCUACAGCCCAGCAGCUCGCGCGUCAUUUUAUCUCCCUUCGGGAUGGCUCCGCGGACCAUGAUGAUGAGGCAAAGGAGAUCAAGGAAACCGAGAGACUGGUGGCCAAGUACACUGAGAACCUUCCCACUUCUAAAGCCAACAAGAAGUCCCCUGGAGAACAGGAUCAGACCGUUCUUCUCACUGGAAGCACAGGCUCUCUGGGUGCCUACAUGCUCGAUACUCUGUGCAGACUCCCAACUGUUAAGAAGAUCGUCGCUCUCAACCGUCCCCACGACGGUGGUGCAUCUCGACAACCAUCGAUCAACGAACAUCGCGGCCUGACGCAAGACUUUUCCAAAGUCGAAUUCCGUCAUGCAGACUUGUCUUUGCCAGACUUGGGUCUAGGACAAGCCAAGUACAACUCUCUUCUUACUAGCGCUGACCGCAUCAUUCACAAUGCAUGGCCCGUGAACUUCAACAUUAGCGUAUCCUCCUUUGAGAGCUCCAUCCGUGGCGUCCGUCACUUGGUUGACUUUGCUGCCGCGGCAGACAAGGAUGUGCCCAUCGUUUUCAUUUCAAGUAUUGGCACUGCCGAUGGCUGGAGCUCUACUGAAAGGGUCCCCGAAGAGCGGCUUACUGACAUGACGUUGGCCCAUAUGGGAUAUGGCCGCUCUAAGCUUGCGGCAACUUUGAUCCUUGACGCGGCUGUUGAACAGUCUGGCAUCCAUGCUGCUUCGGUAAGAGUUGGACAAAUUGCAGGACCAAGAGGCGAGAAGGGAAUGUGGAACCGACAGGAGUUCAUCCCUAGCUUGAUCGCCAGUUCGAUCUAUCUCGGAGUUUUGCCUGAUUCCCUUGGACCUCAGCAAGAAAUCGCAUGGACGCCUGUUGAGGAUAUCUCAGGUCUCAUCCUCGAUAUCGCUGGUAUCACGGACCCCAAACCUGUAUCAGAAAUCAACGGAUACUUCCAUGGUGUGAACCCUUCAGAGACGAACUGGUCUGUUCUUGCACCCGCAGUGAAGAACUUUUACGGAGAUGGAAUGAAGAUUGUGAGUUUGGAAGAGUGGGUUGAGAGGUUGGAGGCUAGUGCGAAGGACAAGGAUGUGGAUGUGGAGAGGAAUCCUGGUAUCAAGCUUGUUGAUACGUACCGUGGACUUUUGGAGGGUGCGAAGAGUGGCCAGGUUAUGAGGUUCUCGAUGGAGAGAACUAAGGGCCACAGUCCGACGAUCAGGGAGGCUGGACCAAUCACCCCAGAGUUGAUGGUCAAUUGGUGUCGCCAAUGGGGUUAUUAG
This is a messenger RNA of Fusarium graminearum PH-1, 3207 nucleotides long. RefSeq lists its product as uncharacterized. Lineage: Eukaryota; Fungi; Ascomycota; Sordariomycetes; Hypocreales; Nectriaceae. The coding region runs from base 1 to 3207 and encodes 1068 amino acids. The transcript is spliced from 3 exons. The record is from RefSeq and is a predicted model, not a curated record.